This is a messenger RNA of Diorhabda sublineata, 14323 nucleotides long. Its product is annotated as protein bric-a-brac 2-like. NCBI's taxonomy places the organism in Eukaryota, Metazoa, Arthropoda, Insecta, Coleoptera, Chrysomelidae. Gene Ontology annotation, cellular component: nucleus. Gene Ontology annotation, molecular function: protein binding. The record is from RefSeq and is a predicted model, not a curated record. The coding region runs from base 210 to 1367 and encodes 385 amino acids. The transcript is spliced from 6 exons. Gene Ontology annotation, biological process: regulation of transcription by RNA polymerase II.
GGUUUGAAACUUGACUAAAAAAAACCUGUAUGUGCGGACUGCGGCGAGGCUCAUAAUUUAGUGACCACACAAAAAAUAUCCACAAUUUUACUAAUCUGGGUAGAACCAAUUCUAGAAAUCACAAAGAAAUGAUAUUUCGGUUUUUUAUCAACUAUUUAUAACCGUAACACGAACAAAAACAUUAGCUUUGAAUACCUACUCAAAGCGAAAUGGAAGGCGAACAAUUUUCUCUUUGUUGGAAUAAUUUCCACGCUAAUUUGAGUUCAGGCUUUCACACUUUAUUUAAAGAUGAAGAUCUUGUGGAUGUGACUCUAGCUGCAGAGGGAAAGUUCUUGAAGGCACAUAAAACAGUGUUAUCAGUUUGUAGUCCAUUUUUUAAAGACUUAUUUAGAGUAAAUCCGUGUAAACAUCCUAUAGUCAUACUGCCUGAUGUAAAUUAUAAUGCCCUUUGCAGCCUCCUACAGUUUAUGUAUCAAGGUGAAGUUAGUGUUAGCCAGGAAGAGAUUCCAACUUUUAUGAGAGUUGCUGAAAUGUUGAAAGUUAAAGGAUUAACAGAUAACAAUCCGGCAGCAGCUACUUCGGAGACAAAUGGUUACACGAACAGUAACAGAAAUAAUUUUGGAUAUCAAGAUCAAAGACAAAACAUUAUGAAGAGACCUAGACCAGUAAAAAAGAUUAUUAGACCAAUUCAACAGUUAAGGCCUAUAGAAAGUCCAAAAUUAACAAAGUCUUCAUCACCUCACCAACCUCAAGUACCACAGUCCCAUUCACCAUCUACUGUGAAUCCUCCUGCAAAAAAGCCAUUAUUAGAAAAUGAUCAUCCACAAGUACCAAGCUCAACGACUACCCAACAAACUCAGUUAAGAUCAGAAGACUAUCAAGAACCUCUUAUUAAGCCAAAACUGGAGCCGAUUGAUCAUCAUGAUGAAGAAAAUACAUCCCAUUCAGGUGAAGAUCCUAAUAUGGAAUUAUCUAAUACUGCAGAAAACUCUCAAGGGGAACCUUCACCUUCUCAUAGUUUGGCAUCUUGGCCUCCUUUUGAUAUGCCACCACCGCCUUCUCAAGACUCAUCUUCUCCUGGUACGAUCCAGUGCAUCCUCGGAAAACGCGGCUGCCCUCGUUUAAUCGUUGACGGUUUCGUGUUUUAUAAAAAAAGCGUUUACAAGGGCAAAGCCUUCUGGUAUUGCAAGAAUAGUCGCACGCCCGAAAAGUGCCAGGCCGUUUGCUGGACGAUGAACGGCAAUAUAGUAAAAUGGCCCUAUAUGCAUUGUCAUCCUCCCAUACCGGAUAUAUUUAAUCCCGAAGAAGAUACCGAAGUACCUAUCGAAAAUUUGCAAGAGGUUUUGUGGCAGACUUCGUUUAAUUAGAAAUGUUUAUAUCAUACAGCUUUUAAAUGUGGCGUAUGCCACAUUUCAUUCAAAAUACUUCAUUUCUACUAAACGAGGUAUUGUUAUCAAUAACUUGAAUUGAAUAUGUUGGGCUGAAAAUAUGCGUAUUAUGAUGACAAAACAUUCUCACUCUUUAUAAUAGUAUUCAAAAUAAGCUGGACAAGUAAUAAAAUUAACUUAUAUGCUUGUAGAUCCAAUACACAAAAUUAAAAAAAUAUUCUGCUCAAAUAAAAUAUGCAAUUUUAGUCUUGGCCAACAAAAUAAAUUAUUUGUACUUGCGUACUUCCUUCUAGGAAUUGAAAAUUAUUAGAAUAUAAUACUGCCCCUGCCCUUCAAGAGUCAUGGAGUUUUAUUAUUCUUCUUCUUCUCAAAAUUGUCUAAUGAAAUAUUUUCCAUUAAAUCCUUUGAGAAAGAUAUUAUUUUAUAGGGUGUUUCCUCUUGUACAUUUUUCUUUGAAACCUUUUCACGCCCUAAGGUGACAUCAAUUAAGGAUCAGGCUACUUACGGCAAUAUCUCUAUGGUAUUGAACUUUAGUUGAAGAUUUGUAAUGAAAAUCGUGCUAAGUGCCAUGUAAUGUAAUUUUGAAAAAAAAACGUCAUGUUCUAAAAUUGCUUGACCUGAUAUUUUUGUUACUUUGUUUUCCAACAGAUAUACCACCUGAUUUUAGUUUUUAAUGUUUAACCAAAAUUUUUGGGAAUAUAUUUUUUAAUUUAAAAUAUUUUGUAAUAUUCCUGAAGAAAUGUAAGUACCAGCAUAAUUGAAUGAAAACUGAGUUCAGUAGGUGUUUGAAAAAAACAAAAAUUAUGCUAGACUCUUCAAAAAAGUUUAAGAAUAUUACUACUUAACGAUACUGGAAAUGGAAGAAAACGAGAAAAAGUUGAAAAGCGUUUUUUUUAAUUAAAAAAAAAACAUUACAUUACAUGAUCUCUCUAUUUUUUAGCCUAGAUUCCUUACUGACUUUGAGAAAAGAUGAAGAUGCCAUUUGAAAAAAGUGUGUUAUACAAUUUUCUACAUUCAAAAUCCGUGCCAAUUUCUGAAUAACUCGUAUAAUUUCUUAUUAUUUUGAACCCGACUUUCUCUAUUUCUUAAACCUUGAAAUAUCCUUACGUAUCGUUAUUUGGUGAUUCAUGAUUGUUGGUUACUCGUUUUUUUUUUGAAUUUUUCCGAGACCUGAUAUUCUUCUCAAUAUUUUUCUUUAUACAAUUCUAUGUAUGUAUGUGGAUAUUGGGGUGUCAUAUACACUGCGACCUAAAGGAUCUAUUGUGUUAAUCCCACUCCUUUUAGAAAGUCCAAAAUGUGGGAUGACUGUAGCGUCAGAGAUCAUUGUCUUUUAUUUCAUAGUAGUGUAGGACUGUGGAGGAUAGAAGUUUAGUCCUCUGUACAACAAAAUCUGAACUAAGUCUAGCGUCUUCAGAUGUCUGUUGAGGUGACAGUACCCCGAUAGGACUCCUGUUAGUAUUUGUAGAUCGUUCUUACUUAUGUUGAUACAUUCAGCAGAUCUACUCUACUCAGCUCCUGUAGAUUGUCUGAAUAAUUCGUUUUGCUCCUAUCUACCUUUUCCAGUGAUUUUUCCAUUAUUCUGUAGCUGAUGCCACAGAAGAGUUUGGGUCUCAUGAAGGACUUGUCUGCCCUCGCUUUAGCGAGCUCAUCAGCUAUUUAAUUUUUUAUUUUUCUUGACUAGCUCGUUUAACUUUUCUAGGCAAUCCCAAAUAAGUUUGGAUUUUAUGAUAUUAGAGCUUGAAUUUCUAACGGCCGCCUUGCUAUCGGACAGGAUGAUGAUCUCCUGUUUGGGAUUGAACUAGAUAAAUUUUUCAAUUGCAUAAAUUUCUGCUCCAGCUUAGUAUUGAGAUAAAUUUUUUCGCAAAACUAAACUUUUCCUAUGCUUUAUCCUGACGCAUGUCCCAGGUUUGCUCAUUACCUAGGGACGGUUUACCUUUGUCAUUUUUUUUUCAAUUUUAAAUUUAAUAUCGUCUUCCUGGGUUAAGCACAUUAAUUCAGCUGCUGGUCAUUAUUUUGUAGAUUUUUAUUAAGAUAUGUUUGCUAAGAAAUGUUACAACAUAGUUUAUUGUCUAAUUUAUCUAUAUACUUCCUCUAGUUUUACUGUCUACCAUUACUUCCAAGCAUUUGUUUGUUAUUUCAUCUGGAGCUCACCAUAUAUUUUAUCUUAUUUUGAUUAUUGUUGUGUUCUGUAUAUUUUUAAUUUUUGCUUAACUUGAUCAGGUCUUUUAUAAUCUUGUAAUGUCACUAACAGUACCAAGUCAUCUACAUUUUCCAUUAUCUGAGUUGUUUCUUUUAUUGCCUCCAUAGAUAUUUUUGUAGGAAAUUAAACGGCCUACAAAAAAGGUCUGAAAUAAUUUUUCGCUAAGUCAACUCGGUUAAAAGUUAUUCCCACUUUAAGUUCAACCUAAAAUAACAUAUGAUCACUCUCACAAUCUUUUAUAAUUUUUUACAUACAAAAAAAAUGUCUUAGAAACAUUUGUUAUAUAGCACGAUUCGAAUGUAAGCGUUAAAAACUGAUUCUAAAUAAUAAAUAAUUGAAUAAUAGACUGAAUCAAAUCAAAAAACUUCAGACUACAUUGAAAUCAUUUUUCAAAGCUUUCAUUCGAAUCGUGUUAUGUAACAUAAGUUUUUCUCAAUAAAUUUGGUAAGAAGAAAUGAGGAAAAUCAUGAAAAAUAUGUUGUUUUAUGUUUUUAACACCUUGAGCCCUGGUGCGGUCCAUAGGCCCUCAACUGAACUUUCCCCAGAGUGGUCCUAGGGACCACACGAUGUGUUUUAUUUUAAACCUUCUCCAUGGCCCAAGGUACUGCAUUUAAAGGUGUUUUACAGUUUGGUUGGACCGUCCUGAAACAUUACCCUACACUUGGUCCAUUUGAUUUUUUUUCACCAUCUUCAACUCCAUUGUAAAACAAAAAACCUUACUGUUCAUAUUUCUUUUUACUUUCUUCAACAUAUUUCAAAUAAUAUUUAUUAAAAUUAUUAAUUUGUGUUAUUUUUACAUAACUUGAACCUAUUUUUGGUAUAUUUUGUAUAUAAAAAUGAAACUUUAAUUUUAAAAUAAAUACAAUAACAAUCAAUUGUUGUUAUAAUCACAAUUAUUUAUGUUUUUCCUCAAAACACGGAAUACAAUAAUGUGGUUUUCCAAAAUAAAGCCUGCAUCAAGUAAUCACUUUUUUUACUUCGGAUUUUACAAUAAUUUUUUUUUAUUUUUUUUUCACAACACCUCACACAAUCUCUUCUCACCUUGUGACUUGGACCUUCUUUCUUCACUAGGCAAUGUUUUUUUUUGUUUUGGCGUCUCUUGAUCAGCCACAUCCAUAGUUUCUUUGUUAACUAACUUUUUUGGUACACUAAUUUGAAAGUCAGUAAUAGAUAUAUUCUUUUUUGUUAUUCUUUUAUAAAGAAUAUGGGCAUUUACCAUUGCUGUACCAAGUAACAGAUCAAUAGCAAUUUUCCUAUACCACUCCAACGUCCUUCUCAAGGAAGUGUUGUAGCUUGGCAUUUGAUCAGAGAUCUAUAGAAGAUUUGCUUUUGUUAUAGACGACAAUGUCUCGAGGUUUUACAAACAUUCUUGAUCGUCUGUCAAUGCUUACUGUCUCAUCCGCAUGCUUUGUAGAAAGCAUCAAGACGUCUCGCUUAUCCUUCCAUUUUAAUUUUGUUACCCCUUUUCCGUUUUUUUUGUUAGUCAUUUCAUGUUUCUUCAGCUUAUUCUGCAUAACGUCUAUGGGUGGUCCUUUCCUAUUUUUUCGCAAUAUUCCCAAUAAAUGGGUUUGGUUUACUAGCACUUUUCUGCUAACCCCAAAAUUGUAUAAUAAUUGUCUGUUACAAUUGUUCUUCCUUGGUCAAGAAAGUUUUCCGCCAGACUCAUCACAACCUUUGUGGGUACAGACAAUUUUAUUAUAAUAAAACUAUAAAAGAUUGUGAAAGUCAUCAUGUAUUAUUUUAGGUUGAACUUAAACUGCGAAUAACUUUUAACCGACUUAGCGAAAAAUUAUUUUAGAUCUUUUUGUAGGCCAUUUAAUUUCUUACAAAAAUAUUUAAUUAUUUUUACUACACAAUAAUUCGUUAAAUUCCAAAAAGAAUUCCCGUGUGAUUUAAAUGGAAAAUAAAAAAUCGCGAGGCACCUCUAAAUAUUGAUAUUAAGAGUUCAAACUUUUUUUUUUUCGUCAUAUUGGACGAUAUUUUCGUGGUAGCUAAAAAAAUAGAAGUUUUUUUAGCCCACCCUAAUGAAGAUGUAUUUUUAAUACACAUGCUGUUAAUAUUUUGAUUAUGAUGUUAAUAUUCAAAUAGGGUUUCAUUGAAUUGGCAUUGUUAUGACCCGUAAUUUUUAUAAGCACGCCACUUUUGGCCAAUCGUCUAACCGUCGAUCUAUUGGAGAAUGUUUUUUCUUUUGUAUUCAAUCCAAUCACUUCGGCAGAUAAUUUUGCCCAAUUUUGAAUUGUAUUUCUCCCAAUGGGCAUAUUAUAAUACGGGUGGUCAUUUUCGAAUUUUCAGAGGAGUUUCAUUCUUAGGAAUAAUCUGUUGAUUUUAAUAUUUGGGCCCCUUUUUGGCAUCAAUUUUUUAAAUAAUCUGGCAGGACAAACGUUGCUGUUGUUGUUUUCUAUUGAAAAUUUGUUUUCAGUACACAUUCUUGAACUACCUUGGAAAGUCUUGCUGAAUACAAGGUUAUAUUCAACUCGAUUUGUUACGAAACCAUCGUUGCUUCAUUCGAUACAAAAAAAGUCAGUCAAGCAAGCAGCAGCUUCCCCACCUCGCUAAGUUAAUUCUACCUCGGGUAUGUGAUAGAAUUUCCGUUGCAUACAUUCAGGGUUAUUUUCAUUCCAUAAAUUCAUCAUUUUCGUUACUUCUACGGAACUUAAUGCUGUCGAACUUUGUUUCCUUUUAAAGGGAUCUGAUUGCAGUUUUCGUCAUAUAGAACAAUAUUUUCUCCUCAUGCUAACAAUCCUUUAAAAUCAACGCCAAUACUUCCGCUGUCCGAUUUCCAUAUAAUUUAUAUUUUCUGGUAUUGCAAAAGUUCAUAAAUACUAUCCAUUUUUUAUCGUAAUCAGUAGUUUUUGGUAUAUUUGAUUUUAUAAUUUAAUUAAUAUUUUCGUCAGUAUUAACCAAAUGGUAACAUUUUGAAAUAUGGCAACGUGUAAACAGCCCAUAGGAUCUAUUUUAAUUAAGUUUUACUGAUUGGUUGUCUUCAAUCAGAUGAUUUCAAAUUAAUUGAUUUCAUUGGAUUGCUACUGGAGCAAAACAUUUUCAAAAAAAUAACUUGUUUAACUUUUUUUUAUUAAUGUUGAAUAUAACAUUCAUUGUUUUAUUUGAUGGUAAUCAUUUCGUUACUAUCCUCAUAUCCUUAAUAAGUUGACCUUCCAAACCAUUCAAUUUAUUAUUUUUCUUUAGCUUCUUGUAAUUUUACCAAUAUAUUCUCUUAGUUCCAUCAACGACCUUCGCAAAGGGGUGGUUAACCCGAAUAAUUACAAAAUGGUAAAUUCUCUAACUAAAACAAUACAUUUUUUUAAGGAAAAAUUGGAGGAUGAGGGUUUGGGUACUAACAAAUUAGAUCCAGUAAUUGCCUUUUCAAUCCUUACCCUUAAAAUAUUUCUCAGUGAUAAUUUUUUGAUAAUCAUAUUUUCUUUUUUGAAUAAAGCUGUUUGUAUUAGAUCAAAAUAAAAAAAAUCUACGAUGCUACUUUGUUUAGACUUGUAAGUUUUAAAUUUUCCAUUUAUUUAAUGAUUUUUUUGAAUAUUUAACAAAAUAACCCUCGACAAAAAGAUGGUUUGAUCCUUAAACUAAAAGGUGAAAAAUAGUUCUACUUUUCAAUAUUAUAUAAAAAGCUUGUUUGGAAAUUGAGAGACAAAUCAAUUCAAAGUCCUUAGGUUUCAAGUGCAGUUGGUCUUGUUGGUGUUCCUCAAUUUUUUGUGCUCACAGAUGACCAUCAUUUUAGUACAAUUAUUAUUAUCUCGGCCCAUUCCGUUAUAUAAUCUCCUCCUGUCAAAAUUACUAAUACAGUAAUAAUUUUUAUGUCUUCUCUAGCCAUUUUGUUGUGCUGAACACAAGAAAACGAGCUCGUGAUAUCAAACAAUAUCUGUAGUAAUCGGCUUUCAUUAACAUAUUUCUUCAAAAAAAAAAAUAGUUUUUUGUCAAAGUUGAUAUUGUUAUCUUAGCCUGUUCAAAAUAUUGUCAUGAUGUCGCCAAUACAAGAAAUUCUUCUUUCUGGAUAUUACCUUCUUGUCACUGAAUCUAUAUUGGAGCUAACUAUAAAUGUGCUCCUCAUCUGAAAGUAGAAAAUACCAAAUAUAGAGAAUUUAAAUUGAAAUUUGAAAGAUAAAAUCAGAACAAAGUAAAAAGGAAAAGUAUUUAAUAUCCGCUAUUAAAAUAGUUUUUUACUAGAGUACAAGAAGUAAAAUCAUUUGGCAUUAAUACAGUUGCUUACUAAUUUAUAAAGAGUCAGAUGUUCGGUUUGUGCUAUUGUGUGAAACAAUGCAAGGGGCGCUGAGUAUUAAAUAUUUUCCAAAAACAAAACGUUUUAGGAUAUUGAAAAUUUUCAUUUUUCACCUAUUUAUAUUUUCAGCCCAAACAUCAAAAUAGUUAAAUCUUUAUUCAUGUUUAAGGAAAUACACAUGAAACCUAGUUUACGAUAUAAGUCACUAAGGAAAAAAAUGUAGGUUAAGUUUUUAUCGAAGCAAUAUUUAUACUCUAUUUUGAAAGCAGGUUCAGUCCAAAGCUGUAAUUUUAUAUUUCAAAUACUCAUAAGACUUCAACAGCACGUACAUCCGCUCAAAUAGUGUCAUAAGUCAAAAAAUCUAUCGAGUAAAUAGCGUUUGAAAUGAAUUCAUUUCAUUUUUCCAGCACGAAUAGUACAAUAAAAGAUAUGUUUCAAUUUUUUGACUUAUGACACUAUUCGUGCGGAUGUGCCGGUAUAUGCUGCCAAAAUAUACUAUGUCUCAAUACUAGUAGCUUUCCAAUUACACUAUUUGAGCACUCAAUCGAGCAAAUGGGUGCACAAUGCUUCAAACCCAUGGUCCAAAUUGUCGUUUGAGUCGAGCACAGUUGCGUUUUCCCCGUGCCCCUCAAAAACCAGAUAAACGUUUGGGCUCCGUAAGCUUCAAAAUUGUGCUUUAAACACUGACUGUAGAAUUGAGGUUAUGUAGGCAUAUUUCAAAUUCAUUUAGAUUUACAUUUGUGUUUGCUUAAAACAAAAUUUUCUUUCGGAAUAUGCAUUAUUACUCAAUGAAGAAGACUAUAAAAGGGGUUAAGCAGGUAUAUAUAGUAAAACAUAUAAUUUCAAAAAAAUACUUCUGUAGUAUUCGUAUUAUGUAUUCAAUUAAUCGAGUAUAUUUUAUCUUCAACACGGUAACAAAUAAUUAAUUUGUGACGUUUUCAAAUUUGAUACUGGACACAAAACUUACCGAAGUUUGUUCCAAACUAAGUUGGAAUCUCUAGAAGCGUUGGUGAUAUUCAUACUGAACACACUCUUUACACUACCCUACACCAACACUUACAAUUGCAAUGUCUGACGAGCAUUUCGAUAACCAAGUUAUCGUCUUCAGAGACUGUUUACCUGUGUUGAAGUAGUGGUGGUGUAAACAGUGUAUUCGGGAAGUUUGUCCAAUUAGGGUUUUGGAAUUCCGCAUUGUUUCCAAUAACGGGGGAUUAACUUCGUAACAGCAGGAUCCUGCAGGAUACCUUUUUCAUGGAAUUAAAAAUAAUAAACUGUAUUAUGGUUAUAAUCAACUUAAAAAUACAAAAAUCAACAACGCCUUGCUUACUAAUAAUUGGCUAUUUAUUUCACCACUUCGGCUACUUAUUUAAUAAUAAAAGCUCCUGUUACAUAAAAAAAUAUCAAUAUUUGGUAGAACUUUGUAGGUACUUUUGUACUAUACCAGUUCACUAAAAUUAUAAAUUCUAAUCUUUAUCUGAGGUAAUAGUUAUUAUCAGUAUGUUUUAUUCACAAAGAGUAUCAUAUGAAUUUAGUUUACUAAGUCUUUCAAUUUUUCUUACCAAAUAGUUACUCAUAAAGUUAGAAAUAUGAAAUAAUCCAAUAAUCAGUCACUUCUUUUUUGAAAAUAUGAUUUUAAGAAACAAAUGGCAUCCAUGGUUUUAUCUCACAAUCUACUUCUUAUAGAACUAUAUAUGUAGCCAGCAGCCGAAAAUCCUCCUUUUGCCUCUACACUUGUUAGCUUGAUAGUUAGUUGGAAUUUCUGGACCCGUUGGUGAUGUUCACUGAACACACAGUUUACACUACCAAUACACCAACACUCAUACUUGCAAUAUCUGACAGGCGUUUCGAUAACCAAGACUGAAGGUAAACUGUUUUGUUUACUGUCUAUUUUACCUUCAGUCUCUGAAGACGAUAACUUGGUUAUCGAUACGCCCGUCAGUCAGUGUAAUUAUGAGUGUUGGUGUAGUGGUAGUGUAAUAAUUUGAUAGUUAAUAAAUAGUCAUGCAACAAAAUCAAAUAUUUUCUUUCACUCUAUCGGUUUAAAAUGCUGUUAUUUCUGUCUUUAAUAUUUUAUCAAAGUUUCUCUCUUCUGUAAUUUCUGUCUGUUUAAUGUAAUCUUCAUUUUAUUUUUUUAGAUGCAUUUAUAAUUUCUCUUGUAAAGUUGAAUUAUUUUCCAGAGAUAAUUGGCUAUUAUCUACGUCUACAUCAUGUACAAGUUCUGUGUUUUCAACGUCGUCUUUAAUGACUGCAUAAAAUGUUUCAUUUCUUGCCGGAACUUAUCCUUUUUUUGGUAUUACAAAUGUAGGAUUUGGCAUUACAAAUGUAGGAUUUGGCAUUUUCAGUUAUUGGUCAUACUUAAUUGGAUGCUGUUAGUAAAUCAACAUAGCAGUAAUUUCGUUGCGUCUUUUUUUCAUUUUUGCACGUAGCACAACGGAAAGUUCUUUACUUAAAAGUGUAUCCUGCUUUUCCAACUUCUACAAAAUAAAUCGAAAUGUUGUUUCUUCAGUUAUUAGGAUAGACUCUCUUCUACAUAGUACUUGAACGCCCAAAUUAAAGGGUUGUACGCUAUCAACAUUUUUGAUUUUGUACUAUCCUUCAUCCGUAAAUUUUAUUUCAGAUGCUAUGUCGAUGAGAGCUGAGUAACAUAUCAAGAAACCUGUUUCAGCGUGUCCGGCAGUCUAUAAUCAAGCUUAAUUCUUUUCCUGUAUCUUCUUUCACAUAUUUUUGCAAACACAUAUCAUCUUUAGCUGGCGAUCCUCGGAAAAUCCUAACCACUUUUCAAACUUUUUGAAUAAUUCAGUAGAUUCCCGAUUAUCCGAGGUAAUUGGUACCGGGACCACAAGGUUAAGUUCAGUUAUCGUGAAAAAGACGUAAAACCUCGUGAAAGGUUUCAAAACUGGUAUAUUGGAAGCAAAAACAAAUAAUUAUCACAAUUACAGACCUGUAAGCAAGGGGAAACAUAGAUUAUUUCUUAAAAAAGUCUUUGAUCGUCUUCUGAGAUAACCUCUUCCCUUGAUUGGACGAUACAAUGUUGCGCAACGCUGUAGAAAUAGGAUGUCGGGUGGCGUACACUCUUCUUGUUGCUCUCUGAAAGCAAGAGCAACGUCGAUCUCCUUCAGCCCGUCGGUGUAUUAUAUUUUGGGAGUUAUCUCGUCCUUAUUAUCAUCUUCUUCACUGUCUUUAGUACCGGUUACCAUAUUGAUGAUUUCUUCGUCGGUAAUUUCCAUCUGUUUUUGCUGUUGAUCUUCAACGGGUAACUCAUUGGCUAAUUCGAUUAGUUCACUCACGUUCUCGGACUGAGGCGCUUUUUUGCAUGGCCCGUCAAUGCCAAAUAAAUUUUUCCAAGAUUUUUGAACGGUGGUUGUUUUUAUCUCCUUCCACGCUGAUGCAAUCUAGUACGACACAUCUUUUAAUGUGACUUGUUUUAGUCUAGAUGUUGUAUAAGCAAGAUUACAUUAGAGGGUAGAAAGAUUGCCUUAAUACCACCACUGCACAGUUCUUGGGCAUCAGGGCGAGAUGGCACAUUAUCUGAUAGUAGAAAAUCUUUCCUGAGAAGCUUUUUUUUAUCAAAAACUCUUCGGUGACAGGUACAAAUUGUAAAAUCAAUCACUAAAUAUCGGGCCGUCCACCAAUGCAUACCUUUGGUUGUGGUAGUGGACUUUUACAUUUUUAAAGGCUCUAGGUUUUUGGCCUAUCCAAUAAGCAGCUGCCUCAGCUUUAAUGAGCCAGAAGCAUUAGCUGUAGCUACUGUCGUUACCCACUCUUUGAUUUUUUUUAAAUCCAAGAGCAGUCGUUUCGGAUUUUGUUGCCAAGGUUUUAAAAGGUAUCAAAAAUUAACUCUCGUUUUGUCGGAAUUAGAAAUAUGAUCUGAAGUUAAUCCUUCCCUAAUCCAAUACGAUGUUCAGCAGUACAAGAACCAUGUAUUCGAAUCAGACCAAGAUUCAAAUGAGUUUCUUUGUGAUAAACAUUUACGUUCAAAUAUUUUUGUCGAAUCUAAACGAAAAUCUUUGUAGAUGUUUCUCGAGAUGUGCAAAUUCGAUAAUCAUUUCAGCUUUAAUCGCGUUUGAAAAAUUCAUAACUGUAGGUCUGAUUGUAUUAGGAUAGGAGUUGGGGAAUUAAAAUCCACUCUUCGAGAACAAAUACCUCAAAUCUGAAAACGUACAAAAUAUAUUAUGACUAAAACCAUUCUAGAAACUAUUUUUUUGCAUUGAAUUUUCUCUUAUUAAAUAGCCUUCGAUAGUUUUUUUUACUUUUCUUCUUGGGAAGCUCUUCUCCUUCAUCAAUAUUAUGAAAUGAUGACGACGGUGAGGCUACUUUAGAUGAUACCUCCGUGUUUUAUUGAGAUGAUUAUUAAACAGUGUUAAGUUCUUAAGUGAGUUUUCAGGUUAGUGGUAGAACGUUGGCUAACUUUUAAAAAAAUUACAACAUAGGAGACAUUUUGAUUUCCCUCCUUCCUCGUCGAGCCCAUUGGUUUCGUGACAAAGUGCUUAAUAAAUUGGAAAGCAACUACUGUAAUUGGGCUUUACAACUUAUUGUGUACGAGGUCUGGCUAUAAGUAACGAGACUGCACGCAUAGAGUGCGUCCUAGACGGGUGGGGUAAAACCAUGUGUGACGAAAAAUAGAAGCAACGUAUUAAUCUCAAAUUUCUCGUUAAAUUGGGAAAAACUCCGACUGAGUGCUAUAAAUGGUUUCAAGAGGCCUAUGGGGACAAGUCUCUAUCUCGUGCACGUGUUUUCGAGUGGUGUAAACGUUCUAGUGAGGGCCGAGAGAGCACUGAAGAUGACUAGCGCCCAGUUCCCCCUGUAACAAAAGUCUGUGCGAAGCUGGUGCCAAAUAACCUGACUCCUCUCCAAAAGCUCUUGCGUCAACGGAUCUGCUCAGAUUUCCUUGAAAGGUUAGAAAAAGAUCUGCUUUGAAAGGGACCCGAUUUGAGUCAAUGGAAGCGGUAAAGCAGAGCAGUUCCUAAAGGCUCGCACCAAAUAAGACUUCCAGCACUGUUUCGAUCAAAGGAAAAAACGUAUGGAAAGGUGUGUGGCGAGGGGAGGGGACUAUAUUGAAGGGGGGCAUUCGAAUGUAUGAUAAUUUUUAUAAUAAAACCCCUUUUCGUAACCAGUCUCCUUAUUUAAUAGCCAGACCUCGUUUGAACCCCGGAAUAUUUCAUCAUUAUCUAUUCAUAAAUUAGCUAAAAUGAGAAAACGCUGCGCGAUUUGCAACUGCCCUACUACAACGAGAGGUAAAAUGCAUAAUUCAUGUUCGAUUAACGAACGUUCCCUUCUUAUUUUUUAAUUAUAUUGAAAUGUGCCUUAACCACUUUCAAAAUAAUAAUCUUAACAAAUAUUUUAUUAUUAUAACCUCUAUUUUAUAUUUUCUUUCACUUUCCAAAUAAUUGCCUACAUAUUUUUUUGCUUCUGUAAAGCAUCAACACAUUUUUGUGGCAUAGAAAGUAACUAAGCUUCAUAUAUAUUUCUUUUUAUAGGUAUUUUCAGUUAUUUCAACAGAUAAUUCUAUUAGUGAUGAAUUAUCGUUUCCUUUGCUAAUAAUAAAUCAUUCUGCUUUAGACCUGUGUCAGGAUUUAUCUGUGGCAAUCAAAGGAUUUUGUUAGAAAUUAUAAUAAAAUCAUGUUUUUAUACCUAUCCAAUUUAAAAAUGAAAUUUGUUAAAAUGUUGAUGUUUUUACAGUCAAUAUUUUAACAAUAUUUUCAAAAAAACUAUGUAUAAUUGGACAAUGCUCAAUUCAAAAAUUUCAAACCAAACUCUUCAAGUUCCGCAGCGGUUAAAGUAGAGUGCGAACCCACACAAUAGUGAGCUUAGAUUAACACUAAUGCAGUUAUUUGUCAGGGUAACUGAAAACUCGAUAAUAAAAACAUUAUUUUGACUGGAUGAGAAAAAUUGGACAUUUUUUCUUAUUCCGUCCUCAUCUAAAAUUAAUCAAAUCUAUUUUUAUGUGCUGUAUAAAAUUUUGCAAAUGAUAGGACUUUUUUUAAAAGAUAACUUUCACUUUCCCGAAUUUUUUGAGGGACUUUUGAAAGUGACCAUUAUAGUAUAAACAAAAUAAUUAGGAAAUAAAAUCCUAAAAUGUAUUUAAAUGUGUAUACGUUCUUUUUUUGUAUGUAUACAGUACGUCGCAUUCAAGAUAGAGAUAAUCUCAUACUUUCACUGAUUCAAUGAAAUUUUUUUAGUCAUUCGAACACAUUGCAGCUUUUUUAUAUAAUUUUACGUAAGAACAAAAUUGUUUUAGGUGUUUUUUUGUUGUUGUGUUAGACUAAGUAAUAAUUUGAUACGUUACCAGUGUCGUUUCCGAAUUUUUCAGUAAAAUGAUUUCCUUCUAAAAUCUAUUAAGAUCAGUAGUUUUUCUAGGCGAAAAAGAAAUAUAUAUUAUUAUAGUAUCCUGACCAAGUAGUAAAUUUUUUGACGCCAUCAGAAUCUGUCCUACAAGUAGGACCAAUUUUGUAAUAUUCGCCAUAUAAAAGAAGAAGUGUCAAUAAAAAUUAAGUAGUAGGAAAUAAA